Messenger RNA from Cavia porcellus (domestic guinea pig), 1717 nucleotides. It is a transcript of the gene Cd320, whose product is annotated as CD320 molecule. The coding region runs from base 1 to 909 and encodes 302 amino acids. The record is from RefSeq and is a predicted model, not a curated record. Gene Ontology annotation, cellular component: plasma membrane. Lineage: Eukaryota; Metazoa; Chordata; Mammalia; Rodentia; Caviidae. Gene Ontology annotation, molecular function: protein binding. The transcript is spliced from 6 exons.
AUGGGCUGCAUAGUGGGCGGGGUCGCGGGCGCUGGUCACGCCCCCAACCUGCGCGUGCGCGUGCGCAGGAAUAAGAGCGAGGCCCGGGCGGCUUUCGGUCAGCGCCGCUGUUCGAGUGGCGCGAGUAGCGGCUGGAUGGCGUGUGGCGGGCCACUACGGAGCGCCGUGUUGGGCUUGGGGUUGCGGCUGCUGCUUGGCCUCGGACUAGGCUUGGAAGCCGCUCCGACCUCAGCCUCCACCUGGUUGUUGACCCCGUCUCCAGGCCCCAGCAUAGGCUCCUGCUUGCCUCCCGACUUCCAGUGUCGCACUAAUGGCUUCUGCAUUCCCCCCACAUGGCGGUGUGAUGGUGACAUAGACUGUGAGGAUGGCAGCGAUGAGGAGGAGUGCAGGAUUCAGCCCUGUGCCCAGAAUGGGCAGUGCCCCCCGCCUGCGGAUUCCACUUGCUUCUGCGACAGCAUCAGCGAUUGCCUUGGUGACCCUGACAAGAACCUGCAAAACUGUAGCCAUCGCCAGCCCUGCCCCACAAACCAGAUGCCCUGCAAGACUGUGGACAUGUGUGUGCCCCACGAGUGGCACUGUGACCGCCACCCGGACUGCCCUGAUGGCAGUGAUGAGCUGGGCUGUGAAGUCAAAUUGAAGGAAGGGCAUGCCUCGACCGUAGGGACCCCGGUCACCUUGGCAGGUGUCACAUCUCUCAGCAAUGCCACAGACUCCUUUGAGGACCAGCCUGGAAACCCAAGUAGCUACAAGGUCAUCGCAGCUGCUGGGUUACUGGGUGUCAGCCUGACUGCUGUCACUGUGCUAGUGUUGUUCCAGCUCCGAGCCCAACGGUCCCAGCGCCCACUGGGGCUGCUGGUCGCUGUGAAAGACUCCCUGAUGCUGUCAGAGCGGAAACGUUCUGUGCUCUGAAGAUCACCAUCAGUGUUGCCUUUGGAUCUUGACUGCAGCCAGCCUGGAGGAGGCACGGGCAGUCAUGGGUGUUCCAGCCCUUGGGAACCCAGCUGCCCUGGCACCUAGAACCUCAGACCCCAGCUCUUGCAGAUGCGGUUCCCAAGGGGGUGUGGCCAGAUGGUCAGGCCCCUGGGACUGAGAGUGAAGAUGGAGGAGAGGGAGCUGCAGGGUGCAACACAGUCUCGGACGUCAUCAUCUUGUGCACAGACACUCCUGCUGCCCCAGCUGGGUGGGGAUUAAAGUCCUGCAGCCCCUCUGCCUCUGGCCUUUGUUUGAGCCAGGCAGCCUGAGGGCUCUGCUGUCCCCCCUCCUCCAGGGUGAAGUGCUCAAUGUGGAGAAGGUGGGACCCAAGGUCCUGUCCCAGGCACCCCCUUAGCCACUGUGCCUCUUGCUUCCUGGGAGUGGAGCAAAUACGGGCUGGAGGGGUGCUCUGCAUUUGUGGUGGGCUUCAGGGGAGAAGAGCAGAACUCGGGCACUGCCUGCUCCUUCCUCUAGUUGGGGUCCCCCUGCAGGCUUCUGCCUGAUAAGGAAGCCCAAUGGCCUCCACUGGUCUUGGCUCCAUCCUGUUUUAAAAUAUAGAGUUUAUUUACUCAAGUAUGGUAAGACCAACUGAUAAAAGAGAUAAGCAACAGCCAGGCAUGAUGGGGUAUGCUUGUAAUCCCAGCACUCAGGAGGCUGAGGCAAGAGGAUCAAAAAUUCAAGACCAGCCUGUGCAGUUUUGAAAUUUAGCAAGACAUGUCUCAGAAUAAAAAGGCUGCAGUGUGAA